AUGGAUGAAAAUUUACCAUCAGUAAAAAAUAAUAAGCAAAAACACAAUUCUCUUACACUUGUACAAAAAAUUGAACUCUGUCAAGCAAAAAUCACCAAUUCAAAUUUAAAAAAUGUUGAACUUGCUAGUCAAUUUAAUAUUGGUAAAUCGACUGUACAUGAUAUAUUAAAAGGAAAAGAUGAAUUACUUAAUAAAAAUUCUAUCUUCUAUAUUGCUAGUCUUAAAAGAGAACGAAUAUCAAAAUUUUUGCAAAUUGAACAAUCCUUAGCAUUAUGGCUUGAUCAAGCAAAUGGCACAAAUUUAUCAAUAUUUGAUGAAAUUUUACUUCAUAAGGCAACAGACUUUGCUUGA
Acaulospora morrowiae is the source of this 351-nucleotide messenger RNA. The record is from the annotation of a GenBank genome assembly. NCBI's taxonomy places the organism in Eukaryota, Fungi, Glomeromycota, Glomeromycetes, Diversisporales, Acaulosporaceae.